Punctularia strigosozonata HHB-11173 SS5 is the source of this 3495-nucleotide messenger RNA. RefSeq lists its product as uncharacterized. The transcript is spliced from 7 exons. Gene Ontology annotation, molecular function: protein binding. Lineage: Eukaryota; Fungi; Basidiomycota; Agaricomycetes; Corticiales; Punctulariaceae. The coding region runs from base 1 to 3495 and encodes 1164 amino acids. The record is from RefSeq and is a predicted model, not a curated record.
AUGUGCCGCACAGCUGGGAUACGUUGCCCUACAGUACUGGGGCUAUUCUCCAACAUCUUGGAUAGCAACGCGGAUUACGUUUUCCGGAACGAAGAUAGGAUCGUUGCAGAGUCGCUCUGCAGAGAAGCCAUCUCACUCUGCGCAACGGGAACCUACUUGGCAGCAACUAUUCGCCUAAAUUUGGCAUGGAUUCUGCUGAUGUUAUCCAGCAAUAACGGGCCUCGUACUUUGAUCAACGAAGCAGUCGACAUUCAGCGACAGGCCUUGGUUGACCUGCCUCCGUCUCAUUGUUACGAUCAACAUCGACACCUGCGAUUCCUAGGGGAGUGUCUAUACUAUCGAUACGAGUUUUUUGGAAGACCAGAAGAUUUGGAUGAAUGCCUUGAUGUUUACGCGCAGGCCGUGCACUUAUGUUCAAAGAUGCACAUUGAUCGGUGCAAGACAGUAACUGGGAUGCUCUGGGCGCUAUAUGCGAAGGCUGCGCGCUCUGGCGCUAUCGAUGAGCUCAACAAAGCGAUUGAACUUGGACUGAACACUCUCAAAGAAGUCUCCGCAGGUCUUCUCGACCUUCACCAUCAGCUCGCUCCAUCCGAUGGGCGCUACCUCGAAAAGUCAGUCACUCUGAACCGGGAAGCGUUGCAACAGUGCCCUCCCAACCACACACACUAUUGGAUGUACGUGAGCAGCUUGGCGCGCAAAUUGUAUUUGCAGUACAACUGGACCGGAGAGAUAAGUUGUCUCGAAGAAUCUAUUCAACUCGGGCGUUCUUCAAUCGAUUCAAUUCCAACUACCCACCCUCAGCGAUUCAUUCCCGCUCGCCAUCUGGCGCAUUCACUGAUGCUCCGCUUCAACGAGACAAGGCGCAUCUCUGAUCUCGAUGAAGCCAUCAAAUGGGAUCGUAGGGCCCUGGCGAGCAAUGGGACCUCACAUGUGUUCUAUCCGGAUGUUUCUGCUCAAGCUGCUGCGCGCUCUGGCGCUAUCGAUGAGCUCAACAAAGCGAUUGAACUUGGACUGAACACUCUCAAAGAAGUCUCCGGUGCUGGAAAGGGGCGCGUCAGAUGCCUCCGUGUGGUAGCAGGUCUUCUCGACCUUCACCAUCAGCUCGCUCCAUCCGAUGGGCGCUACCUCGAAAAGUCAGUCACUCUGAACCGGGAAGCGUUGCAACAGUGCCCUCCCAACCACACACACUAUUGGAUGUACGUGAGCAGCUUGGCGCGCAAAUUGUAUUUGCAGUACAACUGGACCGGAGAGAUAAGUUGUCUCGAAGAAUCUAUUCAACUCGGGCGUUCUUCAAUCGAUUCAAUUCCAACUACCCACCCUCAGCGAUUCAUUCCCGCUCGCCAUCUGGCGCAUUCACUGAUGCUCCGCUUCAACGAGACAAGGCGCAUCUCUGAUCUCGAUGAAGCCAUCAAAUGGGAUCGUAGGGCCCUGGCGAGCAAUGGGACCUCACAUGUGUUCUAUCCGGAUGUUUCUGCUCAAGCUGUAUCCCGUCUUUGCAUGUUAUUUGACGCUCGGGGCUCCUUCGAGGCUUUGGAAGAAGCGAUUACCCUCGGCAACACCGUCCUGGAUACGAUGGUUUCCGAUCAUGUCGAACGCGGCGAUGUUAUCCUCGAGCUGUCAAAAGCUCUGUUACGCCGCGGGAGACAUCAAGGGAACGUCGCGGACAUCGACCGCUCCAUCUCGGAGCUAGCAUGUAUCAAGGAAGUAAUGCUUCAGCGAACAGAGGGCCCUAAACUUCUGAGCACCCUCGCCGACUGUUAUAUCGUCAGAUUUCGCUUCAAUCGCAGCGACAAAGACGCGAACGAUGCCUUGGAGAUUAUGACUGGUUUAUUGGAUAAGCUGCCUCCCGGGCGUCCUGAGAGGUAUCAGUACCUCGUGAGUACAGCAGAACUCCACAUGGAGAUAGGAACACCUUACCGGAAAGAUCGCCAACUGCUGGAUAUCUUCGCUCUUGUGGUGGGACUUCUGCCCCGAGUGGCUUUCUUUGAUCUUCAUCUUCAUACCCGACUCCAGUCGUUGGCUAUCGGCCAGAGCAUCGCUCUCACCGGCGCAUCUCACGCGCUCAACAUCGGCUUACCUGACAAAGCAUUGGAAAUCCUUGAGCAGGGCCGUGCGGUCUUCUGGACCCAUGCACUACGCUUGCGCUCUCCGUUCGACGUGGCGCCCAAGGAGAUCGGAGAUAGGUUGUUGAUCCUUGCCCGACAGCUGGAGAAAGUGCGCGACAGCUCGUUUACGGGCGAGAACCCGGGUGCCGUCGAAGCGGAGAUCGCACGGAGAAGAGGUCAGAUCGAAGAAUUCAACGUGCUGCUCAACCAGGUCCGCAAACUACCUGGACUGGACAGAUUCCUGCUGCACGACGAGUUUACGACGCUGAGAAAGGCCUCCGAGAGAGGUCCGGUCGUAGUGUUGGUUUCCAGUGCGCUGGGGUGCCACGCUAUCCUUCUCAAGCAGGGGGGUGACUGUGUCAGCAUUCCUAUCGAGCGUCUUCCUGAUACUUGGCUCGCACAUUCCGGCACGGAGUGGCGAUCGAUCAUCGUGGAGGCGAGGGCGGAGAUGCGCGACUGCAGAAAGAUGGAAAAAUCAAAAAUCUCGAAAUCUCGAAGGACGGCUGCCGAGGAGAUCUUGCGCCAAUUAUGGAUUGAGGUGGUGAGACCGGUGAUCAAGGCGCUAGGGCUCGAACCCUCCGAAGGUCGAAACCGUCCUCGCAUAUGGUGGUGCCCUACUGGAAACUUUGCUCACUUACCGAUCCAUGCAGCCGGUGCUGGCGGAGAGUGGUGCUCAGAUUACGUCGUCUCCUCCUACAUACCGACCAUCGGGUCCCUUCUCGCUGCCAGGAACGCGUAUUCGCCCAUCCUCAAGGACGACGUGCAAGCGCUCGUCGCUGCAACGCCUCGGUCUAGCAUAUCGCAGUGGAGCGACCUCAUCAACACUCGCGAAGAAGCGAGAGCGAUCCGUGCCGUCUUACCAAGCGGAGCCAUAAUAGAGCUGCCUCCCGCAGACGACGCUUGCAUUGAGGGCGGAAACGGGAUCACGACAGAGACGCUGCUAAAGCUGCUCCCACAGACGAACAUCCUUCACCUCGCGUGCCAUGGUCAUCAAGAUUUGGAGAAUCCGUUGCAGAGCGGAUUCAUUCUGCGUGACGAGAAACUCACGAUCGAACGACUGAUGCCUGUACCCCUCCCUCGCGCGUUCAUGGCAUUUUUGAGCGCCUGCGAAACAGCCAAAGGUGACUUCAAUCAGCCUGAUCAGGUGGUCCAUCUCGCCGCCGCCAUGUUCUUCGCGGGAUUCAAAAGCGUCAUCGCUACGCUGUGGUCAAUGGCGGAUGCAGACGGGCCGGAGAUAGCUCGGUCUAUAUAUCAGAACAUAUUCAGCAGCGAAUCAGAUCACAUCGACCCCGACGAUAUCGCGUACGCCCUCGACGAGGCCAUCACGAAACUGCGGAUCGCGCAGCCUGAGCCUUUCAGAUGGGAACCGUAUGUACAUAUAGGGAUUUGA